GGCUGUCCACCCGCCCAGGCUGAGACAUCGCGUCCUCAUCCUGGAUGCCCCACGGGCUUCUCGUCCCGGGCAGCCGCGCACGGGAGGAGGACACUGCCGCUCUGCAGGUAUUUGAAAAGAAAAUGCUGCUCAUGAGGAUGCUGAGGCGAGUGGGGCAGGGCCCAGCCUGUGGCUGUUGGACGCCGGUCCUGCCGGUCCACUUUCUGGGCAUCUCUUCUCGGCAAAUUCCAGCAGAUGCUAGCUUCCACUCUGCGUCUUUCUCUGACACAGACCAUCCACGAGUCUUAAUUACAGCCUGGUGGAGAUCAUUGCAUUUCCAAGUGCUGCACCAUGUUCCUGGGAAGAUUGCAAGUGGUCUUGGCCAGCUGGGAGUGGGGCUUGCUAAUCUUUUGAGGAAACAAUUUGGAAAGGACAGUGUGAUUUUGUCUGACAUAAGGAAACCCCCCAAUCAUGUCUUUCACAGUGGUCCGUUCAUUUAUUCUGAUAUCUUGGAUUACAAGAAUCUUCGGGAGAUCGUGGUAAACAACCGCAUCACCUGGCUGUUUCAUUACAGCGCUUUGCUCAGCGCCAUUGGAGAAGCAAAUGUUUCCCUGGCGAGAGCAGUGAAUAUAACUGGCCUGCAUAACAUCCUGGAUGUCGCUGCGGAACACAAUCUGCGAUUGUUUGUGCCUAGCACGAUUGGGGCUUUUGGACCCACCUCUCCCCGGAACCCGACCCCCGAUCUCUGUAUUCAGAGACCCAGGACCAUCUACGGGGUGUCCAAGGUCCAUGCGGAGCUCAUGGGAGAAUAUUAUCAUUACCGGUAUGGGUUAGAUUUCCGAUGCCUGAGAUAUCCUGGAAUCAUUUCAGCUGACUCCCAGCCUGGAGGAGGAACAACUGACUAUGCAGUCCAGAUUUUCCAUGAUGCCACAAAGCAUGGUAAAUUCGAGUGCAACCUGGAAGCCCGCACGAGGCUGCCGAUGAUGUACAUUGAUGACUGCCUCAGGGCCACCCUGGAGGUCAUGGAGGCCCCAGCUGAGUCCCUUUCCAUGAGGACCUACAAUGUCAGCGCCAUGAGCUUCACACCUGAGGAGCUGGCCCAGGAGGUCCUCAAGCACGUGCCAGAAUUCCAGAUCACAUACAACGUGGAUGCCGUUCGGCAGGCCAUAGCGGAUAGUUGGCCAAUGAACUUUGAUGACAGCAAUGCUCGGAAGGACUGGGGGUGGAAACAUGAUUUUGAUCUUCCAGAGUUGGUGACUGCCAUGUUGAACUUCCAUGGUUCUGAAACCAGAGUUGCCCAAGGCAACUGAAAGAAUCUGGAAGAGGAGCUCCUGUGUCCUGGUCCACUGUCAAAGGAGAACUGUCACAACUCCAAGGUUAUAGACUCCAAGGAGCCUACAUUAUUUGGAACUGACCAACUGGACUAAAUUUUGGCAGCUCAUAUUGAACUGCUAGACAAAGAAUGGAGUUAACAUUUAAGCAUUUUGAGAAUGUUGUAGGUAUGGCAGUGGGACUUCUCAGUUUUUGCUGUUUGCCUGAACUUGUCUAAACACAUUCCACAGAAUAAGGCUUAAGUCAUCAUUAGUUUCCAUUUCCUUAAUUGGGAUGAAGUGACCAUUUCUGGGAAGGUGGGAGUAUGUGACAUUUGUAUUUAAUUAAAUUCAAUUUAAAUAUUCCUCCUAAGACUCGAUUAUUCUCUUGACUGGAGACCAAAGAUUACAUUUUAAGGACUUUCAAAGAGGGACUCCUUAUUUAAAAGUAUUCUUUACUAUCCCAGCAGAACGUAAAACAUGUUUGGUGUAUUCAUCCCAUGUCCAUCACAUUCAAGAUAUUUUGACACUGCUUCAAAAUUUGUAAUUUCUAGUUUUUCUGUAAGAUGCUAGAUCUGUGGGAAAUUAAGAAUUUAAAAAUGAUAUAACUGGCAAAGUGUAGCCCCUCUCUUAUUUUGAUUGCCCUCCUGUUAGUGAGCUAAGUGUAAUUCCCAGGAACAUAAUUCCCUGACCUGGCAACGUCACCAUCUAGGGAGAUUGUCUAAUACACAGGUUUCUGGGCUACACCCCUUUAGAUUCACUCAUUAAAUGCCAGGUGACACUGGUUGUUUGAAUCUAGCUGAGGCCCACUAGUCACACCAGUUUAGACCAAUGCAGUUUUCUAAAGAGCACUUUCUUGUUGCAUCUUUUUUUUUUUUUUUUAGAUGUUCCUGGGUUGAGCUUUUAGAAGGGCUACUCUAAACCCUCUGAUGCAAUUACCAUAUAGAUACAUACAGGUUAACUUUUUAAGUUGAAAUUAGACCAAAUCACCAAUUUGUGAUUAUAUUUUAUGGUAAGGGCAUGAGUGUGUUCAGAAAAUGCUUUCAAUCCGAUCACUUAAAAAAUAUUUCUGGUGCAAUACUGUAUAGAUACGUACAGGUUAACUUUUUUCCAGCGACCUCAAAAUGUACUGCGUGUAAAAUCACUAGGAAGUGAAACUUCCAAUUCCACAGAUUAAUCAUGGAUAUAUUUGAUAACAGCUAUCAAGGAUUAAAGGGCAUUUAUUUAUGUUACAUGCCUAAUAACAAAAUGUUAUGCAUUUGGAGUUUUGAACUGUUAGGCCAAAGCGUGGACUUUUUUGAAGGCAUAACUGGAUUUAAAAUCUAUUUGACUAUUAACUGGAUAACUUUUAGGUAAUUGAAUUGUUUUGUUUAAUAGUUACAUUAUUGUAGCUUUUUCCUCUACUUAAUAAGGUUUACGUUUGUAGAUUUUAUUUUUUUGUUAUUUUUCUUUUGGGCUACUCUUGAGAGGCACGAAGAUUUUAUUUUUUAAAAUCAGACAGUAAUGAAUUCUUUUUUUGAAAAUUUAUUUGAGAUAUAGUUUACAUACCAAAAAAUUCACUUAUUUAUAGUUCUGUGGCUUUCAAUGUAUUAAAGAGUUUUGCAACCAUCACUAUAACCUAAUUUUAGGCCAUUUCCACACCCCACAAAGAAAUCAUAUUAUAUAAGCCCUUCCCACCCUAGGCAACCACUAAUGUACUUCUGUGCUUGGGUUUGUCUGUUCUGAGCAUUUUAUGUAAGUGGAAUGUGGUUGUCUUUUAGUGGCUUUUUAAAUUAAGCAGUCCAUUUUCAAGGUUCAUCCAUGUUUUAGCAUAUAACAAUACUUCAUUAUUUAUUGCUAAGUAAUAUUCCAUUGUAUGAGUAAUACUCUAUUUUCUUUAUCCAUUCAUCCAUUGAGGGACAUUUAGGUUUUUUGCACUGUUUAAGCUAUUAUGAAUAAUGCUACUGUGAACAUUUGGGUAGAUAAUUGAGUUUUAAAACGAUUGCUUACUGUUUAUAGUUUAAAAAACAGUUCUUAAGUUUGCUUAAUUUAUUCUCAGUUAUCUUAAAGGAACAAGCAAUUCUUCCCUUUCAUGAGAUAAGAAGCAGCAACUCGAGUGACCUUUGUCUCCUAGACCCUAACCUUCCAGCGUUUCCACCAGGCUCCUAGGAUGACCUUUAAUUGGGAUCAUUUGGAGGGAUUUGUUCCAGACAGGUUCUUUGAAUCUUUCCCAAUCUGUAAACACACCUCCAGGAGACCUCAAAUCAGAGUGAAAAAACAAGGAAUGCUUCAGUUUCUUUGGAUGAUUCUUAUUCACUGACAUCUUUGUACUCCAAGACUAGAAUUAGAGUUGUCCCUUCUGUCUGAACACUCAAUAUCUGGUGCACAUCUUGGAAUCCCAGAGCCCAUCAGUGUUUUCCUGUAAAAUGCUUUCCAUUCUGUUGGGAGAAAGGGCUUUUUAUGGUUAAUUUGGAAAUAACCCAAAAAGCUACUUAGAAGGAAAAGUGGGUUUAACCACAAAAAUAGUUCAUUUAUAAAUAAAAAAGAAAGAAUACAAA
Messenger RNA from Nomascus leucogenys (northern white-cheeked gibbon), 3826 nucleotides. RefSeq names its product L-threonine 3-dehydrogenase, mitochondrial. NCBI's taxonomy places the organism in Eukaryota, Metazoa, Chordata, Mammalia, Primates, Hylobatidae. Gene Ontology annotation, biological process: L-threonine catabolic process. Gene Ontology annotation, molecular function: L-threonine 3-dehydrogenase activity. The coding region runs from base 45 to 1289 and encodes 414 amino acids. The transcript is spliced from 10 exons. The record is from RefSeq and is a predicted model, not a curated record.